Messenger RNA from Thermothelomyces thermophilus ATCC 42464, 1652 nucleotides. RefSeq lists its product as uncharacterized. The coding region runs from base 454 to 1437 and encodes 327 amino acids. Lineage: Eukaryota; Fungi; Ascomycota; Sordariomycetes; Sordariales; Chaetomiaceae. The transcript has a single exon. The record is from RefSeq and is a predicted model, not a curated record.
ACUAUUUUUUUUUCAAUGGCAACUACGAAUGCAGUAGCAGCCAUCUGAAGCAAACCGGGUUUUUUUUCUUCGCACUCUAAUAUACGGUCUUCACGGUCGCCGACCAUGUUACGUCGACCAUACCCGCCCAGCUCGGGGCUGCUGAUUUGCCAGGCUUGCGAGUUGGUGCUCAACAAGCCGCAAUGGAUACGAGUGGGCAGCCGCACUUCAAUGGCGCUGCACACGGGCAGACGCUCAACCAGGGCAAACUGGACAGCCCUCAGCUCAUCCGCCUUUGGCCGCGCGUUCACAACCUCACAACCGUGCCCAAAAGCGAAGCGGUCACAGGCAUCACAGGGUGCUGACGUUUCACACAGCCGCUUUGGCAAGGCGGGCGCAUCAGCAACCUACCAUCCUCCUGGCCCAGACGCCGCAGCGGUUGCUUCGGCCGUGGACCGCGUCGUCAGGGCAUUCAUGGCUUCCUCCGGCAUCCCCUCGGAGGAGACUACCUUGACGGCGCUGCGAGCGAUUGCCCAGAUUGAUGUGAGGCCGCCGCCAGCUGCUGCAGAGCGUCGGUCAGAAGACGCCGCCGCCGAGACCCGGGGGCCAGCCUCGCAGCUGCUGGGUCUGGAUGGCCUAGCUCCCCAGGCCGGGGAUGCGGCACGGCCGCCGAGGACCCCCUCGCAACGGUCGCAGGACGUUGUCGACAAGGUCUCGGAAGCCGCCUACACCAUUGUCACCCGCCCGACAGUCGUCAUCACCCGCACAAUUCUCGCCGAGUACGUCAAGCUCCAGGCCCGUCUUGGCAAGCCACAGAGCCUGCCGCAGAUCCUUCGUCUCUAUGCAAGCAAGCCCACGCCCAAGCUGGUCUCUGGCUCCGUCCAAUAUGUCGAGCGCAACCCGAACAAGGCAGAGAGCGCAGUCGACCCUGCGGUGGCUGAGGCUGCUCUUGACGCCGCAAUCGAGGCCAAGGACCUGGAGGCCGCGAUCGGCAUCCUGGAGAACACCUACUCGGCAAAGGCCUUCUUGCGGUCCAAGCUCAUUAAGAAGGGAUUCGUGCCUGGGCUGGCAGCCGCCGGCACGCCCGUUGCCAUCUACUAUGCCGCUACCCAACUGGCCCAGUUGCAGCACUCGCUCGAACCCAAGGUUGCGACCGGUUUCGUAUUCGCCGGCGCCAUCUGCUACGUGGGGUUCACUGCCACUAUCGGUAUGGUCGCCCACUUCACGGCGAAUGACCAGAUGAAACGAGUGACCUGGGCAUUGGGCACACCUCUCCGCCACCGGUGGCUCUACGAGGAGGAGCGCGCCGCCCUCGACAAGAUCGCCUGCUCCUUUGGUUUCUCGGAAGAGCACCGCUAUGGCGAGGAAGAGGGGGAGGAGUUCAUGUGGCUUCGGGAAUACAUACUCAGCAGAUCGAUGAUUUUGGACGCGGUGGAUCUCAUGCCGGGCAUGAACUAGGUCCCGGCCGCCUGGGCGCAAUCAACGUGGAGGGGGUGAGAGAAGACUGCGGCUGACGCUGAUGACGGUGACCGGGGGGAACAAGGCGGUUGAUUGUUAAUACCUACGCGUCGGGAGACACCAACGGCUUGGCGCGCUGCACCGACAGGCGGUUGCGAGAACUCGGAUCGUCAACCUCUCGGAGCCCGGCCACUCUUGGCCCAACGACUCCCCUG